AUCACAUUGGGUAUGCCAGAGGACGGCGUGCUGGAAUUUAACCUCUAAACGCAGAGUAUUGACCAGAGAUACGUUCACCUAAUUGCCAGGCUCAUGCUGGACCUUGUCCAAUAGCACGUAUUCAUAUGAAUAUAUAUAUAACAAACACUUAAAUGAACGAGUGGGUAACCAAACCCAUCCAAUUAUCUGGCAAGCCAUAAGAGCACUAACGAAAUGCUGGGGAACAGUCAAAGGAUAAAAUAUAUCCUAAGUCUAGUUCCCGGCAAGCGCCGGUUUGGGACAUACAGAUUUUUACCUUUCUUUUUCUGCUUAGGAGGAGUAAUGGAGUGGAUUAUGAUCAACGUGAGGAUUGGAAAAGAAACCUUCUACGAUGUAUACCGGAGAAAGCAGUCUGAGAGGGAAUACCAGCGGAGAAUACAGGACGGACUGAUUUCAAUCCCAGAUUCAGUUAAUAAAUGAAGCCCGUCAGAGACCCGUCACGGUGUGAUUACUGCGACAGCUGUUGCUGACUCAGUCGGCUUUCUCUGUUCGUUCCAAUGAUUGUGAUCAAAUGAACUUGGGUGCCCAGAACAACUUAAUUCAAUAUAUCUCAACCCUAAGUACGAUCACUGACAAUUCAACCCACUGCACUUAACUGAUUUAAAAUUUCUCCCAUCGUAGCCAGUGGUAACAGAUCUCAGUACUAUUAUUGUCAUUAUAAAUUUAUCGUAUUUAGAAAACGGGAUUGUGCAAAAUAACUCCGUAUCUUACCGUAUAUACAAUUGUUUGUUGAGACGGUGGAGCUAUUGUUAAUAAACCCGCCUCUAACAAACUCCA
Messenger RNA from Paramormyrops kingsleyae, 816 nucleotides. It is a transcript of the gene uqcc5, whose product is annotated as ubiquinol-cytochrome c reductase complex assembly factor 5. NCBI's taxonomy places the organism in Eukaryota, Metazoa, Chordata, Actinopteri, Osteoglossiformes, Mormyridae. The record is from RefSeq and is a predicted model, not a curated record.